GCUACUUAAAGCACAAUGAGGAGCUCGAGUGAGGAGGCUCGAGUCCAAUCUCGAUCCAGACAGGAAAUUGCAGGUGUGCUCGUGCCAGGGCGUGGAGACAAAUACAGCCCGCCCUCGCCGCUGCCACACACACUCCAGCUUGCACACGGGAGGAAAAGCAAGCGAUCUUUUUCAUCGCUUAAAGACAUCACAUCACUAAUCUGCCUCCGCAUCUUGCAGGAGACACCGUGGCCCUCACUCCGCGAGACACAAGAUAAGUUCAGCAAGAUGAUGACUGAUGAAAGUCUCGACGCCUUCAGAAGCGUCAGUCGAAAGCCCGGCCUGCAGAUAUGGACCAUCAACAACAUGAAGAUGGCGCCUGUCUCACCCAGGGGUUUUGGUAACUUCUUCGAGGGAGACUGUUACAUUGUUCUUUAUAUCGUUGAGAACAGGGGCUCGCGCCAAUCCGUCGACAUCCACUACUGGAUAGGGAACACCUCCUCCCAGGACGAACAAGGCACGGCUGCCAUCUACGUCACCCAGCUGGACGAGUACCUGGGCGGGAGUCCGGUGCAGUACAGGGAGGUGCAGGGUUAUGAGUCUCCGCGCUUCAGGAGCUACUUCAAAAACGGCCUCAUCUACAAGAAGGGCGGGGUGGCCUCGGGUUUUCACCACGUGGAUACCAAUGUCUACAACAUCCUGCGACUGCUGCACGUCAAGGGGAGGAAAAACGUCACAGCGACGGAGGUGGAGGUGUCAUGGAACAGCUUCAACAACGGAGACAUAUUCCUGCUGGAUAUCGGGAAAGCCAUAGUGCAGUGGAACGGCCCCCAGAGCAACAGGAGAGAGAAGCUCAAGGCAGUCUUGCUGGCGCAGGACAUCCGGGACAGGGAGAGAGGAGGUCGAGCUCAGAUUGGUGUCGUGGAGGGAGGAGACGAGAGGGACUCGCCGGAGCUGAUGAAGAUCAUGACGGCCGUCCUCGGCCAGAGAAACGGGCCUGUGAGGGAGGCCACUCCUGAUGACAGAUCAGAGCAGGUGCAGAACAACAACGUCAGGCUCUACCAUGUGUUUGAACACAGCGGAAACCUGGUGGUUCAAGAAGUGGCCACAGAGCCUCUAACGCAAGACCUGCUGCGCUCCUCUGACUGUUACAUCGCGGACCAGAGAGGCUCCAGUGUGAUGGUGUGGAAAGGCAAACAGGCCUCCAAGGAGGAGCGGCGAGAAGCUCUCAACAGGGCGGUGGGCUUUAUCAAAGCCAAGAACUACCCGUCCAGCACCAGCGUGAAGGUGAUGUGCGAGGGGGGGGAGUCGGCGAUGUUCAAGCACUUGUUCAAGUCCUGGAGAGAUAAAGGGCAAACCCAGGGUCUCGGCACCACCUACAACGUCGGGAAGAUAGCAAAGGUAGACCAAGCAAAGUUUGAUGUGAUGCAGCUCCACGCACGCCCCGAGCUGGCAGCGCAGCACCGCAUGGUGGAUGACGGCUCGGGAGAUGUGACGGUGUGGCGUAUUGAGAACUUGGAGCUGGCCGAAGUAAACCGACGUACAUAUGGGCAGUUUUAUGGAGGAGACUGUUAUUUGGUGCUGUACUCAUAUCAAAGAGCGGGCCAGCAGCAGUACAUCCUCUACAUGUGGCAGGGCCGUCACGCCACGACGGAUGAGAUCACAGCUUGCGCCUACCAGGCCGUCAACGUUGAUAACAAGUACAACGGAGCCCCGGUCCAGGUCAGGGUGGUCAUGGGAAAGGAGCCUCGCCACUUCCUGGCAAUUUUCAAAGGCAGACUCAUCAUUUUCGAGGGUGGUACGGGCCGAGCUGGUGUGGUGAACCCAGACAAGGGAGCCAGGCUCUUCCAGGUGAGAGGAAACGAUGAGCUGAGCACUAAGGCCACCGAGGUGCAGGCGAGGGCCUCGUCUCUGAACACCAACGAUGUUUUCCUGCUGAAGACGGACCACGUCAGCUACCUGUGGUAUGGAAAGGGCUGCAGCGGGGAUGAGAGGGUGGUGGGGAGAGCCAUGUCUGAUGUGCUGUCCAAGCAGGACAAGCAGGUGGUGAUGGAGGGCCAGGAGCCAGCUGAAUUCUGGGUAGCUCUGGGAGGAAAGGGUCCCUAUGCCAGCGACAAGAGAAUGCAGAGGGAGGAGCCUCUUCACAGUCCCCGGCUGUUUGAAUGCUCCAAUCAGACGGGCCGGUUCAGGAUGACCGAGGUGGACGACUUCACCCAGGACGACCUGGACGAGGAGGAUGUCAUGCUGCUGGACACCUGGGAGGAGAUUUUCUUAUGGGUUGGAAACUUAGCCAACCAGUACGAGACCAAGGAGGCGUGGAACUGUGCGCAGGAGUACCUGAGGACCCACCCAGCAAGACGCGACCCCGACACACCCAUCAUCUUUGUCAAAGAGGGCCACGAACCGCCCACCUUCACCGGCUGGUUCAAUGCCUGGGAUCCUCAUAAGUGGAGUGGAGGCAACUCCUAUGAGGAGACGAAAAAAAAGCUGUGUGAUGCAACAUCUCUCUCACAGAUCACUGUAGAUUUCUCUAAUCUCAAUAAGAGUCCUGGGGGUAGUUACCAGGCUCCAGGAAGCCCCAUGACCUCCCCUCCAAUCUACAGGACCCAUGGCGGUGAUCUCUCCCCCAGACCUGCUACUCCCACCAGCCCGCCCACCCUGAGGACCCAGUCCCCUGGGCUCAUGAACCUGUCACCCUCCUCUGGCUUCAAUCUAACAUUCACGGAUGGUGGCAUGAAGUCCCCCUCUGCUGGAUACUCUGGGAAGUUCCUGGACCCAGAGCUGCUCAUCAACAAGUCUCCUAGUGAGCUGCCGCAGGGAGUGGACCCCAGCCAGAGAGAGGCCCACUUGUCAGAUGUGGACUUCGAGAACCUGCUCGGCUCAAGUCGCGCAGACUUCCUGCGCCUGCCGAAGUGGAGGCAGGCUGACUUGAAGAAAAAGGCCGGACUUUUCUGAGAAACAUUCACUGUUGGAUUAAGCAGAAAUGCUGUCAGACCUGUCUCGCUGUAAUGCAGAAGAGCUUAUGUGUAAAACAUGUUAGGGCAGCUGCGACAUUUUAGCUGUUUUUGAGAAAGACGGCCAUGAUCAUUUCACUUGAAUAUCUUCAACCAUCAACAAAGUUGAAGUGAUUAAAUAUGUUGACUAAAUUUAGCUUUUUAACAUGAUUGUGAUAAAAAAAAAGGAAAAAAAAUCAAAACCAUUUUACACUAAUAUUAUUUUCGAUGGUUAUGCCUUAUAUUUAUCUAUAUUUGUCAAUGUGUAAUGCUGAUGAUCAAGUUUUCACAGGAAAUUAUUGUCAUUCGCCACGACUGAAUCACUUAUACUUUGAAUAAACAGACAAAACCUUCAA
Acanthopagrus latus (yellowfin seabream) is the source of this 3328-nucleotide messenger RNA. RefSeq names its product villin-like (gene vill). Gene Ontology annotation, cellular component: actin cytoskeleton; cytoplasm. The transcript is spliced from 21 exons. NCBI's taxonomy places the organism in Eukaryota, Metazoa, Chordata, Actinopteri, Spariformes, Sparidae. Gene Ontology annotation, biological process: actin filament severing; barbed-end actin filament capping; cytoskeleton organization. The record is from RefSeq and is a predicted model, not a curated record. The coding region runs from base 16 to 2934 and encodes 972 amino acids. Gene Ontology annotation, molecular function: phosphatidylinositol-4,5-bisphosphate binding; actin filament binding.